Messenger RNA from Elephantulus edwardii (Cape elephant shrew), 978 nucleotides. RefSeq names its product homeobox A4 (gene HOXA4). Gene Ontology annotation, molecular function: RNA polymerase II cis-regulatory region sequence-specific DNA binding; DNA-binding transcription factor activity, RNA polymerase II-specific. The transcript is spliced from 2 exons. NCBI's taxonomy places the organism in Eukaryota, Metazoa, Chordata, Mammalia, Macroscelidea, Macroscelididae. Gene Ontology annotation, biological process: anterior/posterior pattern specification; embryonic skeletal system morphogenesis; regulation of transcription by RNA polymerase II. Gene Ontology annotation, cellular component: nucleus. The coding region runs from base 1 to 978 and encodes 325 amino acids. The record is from RefSeq and is a predicted model, not a curated record.
AUGACCAUGAGCUCGUUUUUGAUAAACUCCAACUACAUCGAGCCCAAGUUCCCUCCCUUCGAAGAGUACGCGCAGCCCGGCGGUCCGGGCGGUGGAGAUGGCGGCCCAGGCGGGGGCCCUGGCUACCAGCAGACCCCAGUGCCCGCGGCCCAGCACCUGCCUCCGCAGCCCCAACUCCCCCACGCGGGCGGCGGCCUCGAGCCCCCCGCCUCCUACUACGCGCCGCGGGCCGCCCGCGAACCCGCCUACUCCGCGGCCUCGCUCUACCCUGCACACGGGGCGGCCGACACCGCCUACCCCUAUGGGUACCGCGGCGGCGCCAGCCCCGGGCGGCCGCCACAGCCCGAGCAACCCCCGGCGCAAGCCAAGGGACCGGCACCCAACCUGCACGCCAGCCACGUCCUGCAGUCGGGGCGUCAGCCCGCUCCGACCCAGCACCCCCGCACGGCGCCCCCGCUGCCCCAGCGCCAUUGCGAGGCGGCCCCGGCCAACCCGGGCGUCCCGGCAGGGGGCAGCGCCCCCGCGUGCCCGCUGCUCUUGGCGGACAAGAGUCCGCCAGGCCUGAAGGGCAAGGAGCCUGUGGUGUACCCCUGGAUGAAGAAGAUCCAUGUCAGCGCGGUUAACCCCAGUUAUAACGGAGGGGAGCCCAAGCGCUCUCGAACUGCCUACACCCGGCAGCAGGUCUUGGAGCUGGAGAAGGAAUUCCACUUUAACCGCUACCUGACCCGAAGGCGCCGCAUCGAGAUCGCUCACACACUCUGCUUGUCGGAGCGCCAGGUCAAGAUCUGGUUUCAGAAUCGGAGGAUGAAAUGGAAAAAAGAUCACAAACUGCCCAACACCAAGAUGCGUUCCUCCAACUCGUCUUCAGCCUCAGCUGUCCCCUCUGGGAAAGCACAAAUCCAGAGCUCCCACACCCAUCCCCAUCCCCAUCCCCAUCUCCACGCAGGAGACUCCACACCCAUUCCAUCCUCCAUAUAA